AUGCUCUCCGGUUUGAUCCAUUCUGCACGCGAGUGCUCCAUCAUGCACGCUAUCUCUUUGUGCGCCAUCCUCGCCGUAGCAACUCCUGCGGCUAGCGCAGCCAUCACCGCCAAACACACCUUGGCAGUCGCUGGGUCGGGAGACUUUGCCCACUACCGAAUUGUUGCCCUGGCAAAUUUGGGCAAUGGUAUCCUCCUAGCCUCCUAUGAUGGGCGCCCAGAUGGAGGAGAUUCUCCAUCUCCCAAUUCGAUUAUGCAACGGCGCAGUACGGAUGGUGGCGCUACAUGGGGCGAGCCGACCUACAUUGCCAAAGGCCAAUCCAAGACAUCAUCCCUCCAACAGUACGGAUUCAGUGACCCAAGCUACGUGGUCGAUUCCAAGACUGGAAAAGUUUUCAAUUUCCAUGUCUUCUCGAAGAAUCAGGGAUUCGUCAAUGGUGUGAUCGGAAAUGACGAUACCAACUUGAAUGUGGUGAGCGCUGAAGUCUCAGUCUCCACCGAUAAAGGAGUUAGCUGGAGCACCGAUCCAGACAACCAACCCUCCUUGCCUCCUGUUGCAUCUUCCAAUGUGGGUGCACCCCCACUUAUUACUAAGGCAAUCAAGCCGGUGGGUAGUACUGUCAAUGGGGUAGCCAAUGUCGGUGGAAUCACCGGACUUUUCGCCUCGUCGGGAGAAGGCAUUCAACUCAAAUAUGGGACACACGCCGGACGCCUGGUUCAACAAUUCCUCGGCAAAGUCAUCCAACCAAGCGGUUCAAAGGUAUCGCAAGCUUAUAGUGUCUACAGUGACGACGGUGGCGCUACGUGGAAAAAAGGAAAUGUUAUUGGCACCGGAAUGGACGAGAACAAAGUCGUGGAGCUCUCCAAUGGCAAUUUGAUGAUGAACUCACGCUCGAGUGACGGUAGCGGAUAUCGCAAGGUUGCAACUUCAACCGACGGUGGUGAAAACUGGUCAACCCCAGUAACCGAGACUCAAUUACCUGAUCCAGGAAACAACGGUGCUAUCGCAAGAGCGUAUCCUGAUGCAGCACAGGGCUCGGCCAAUGCCAAGAUCCUCCUGUUCACCAAUGCCAACAGCAAGACAAGCCGGAGCAAUGGCACAAUCCGUUACUCCUGCGACGACGGAAAGACUUGGUCUGCUGGUUCAGUCUUCCAAUCGGGCUCAACGGCUUAUUCCACAGUCACUGCUCUCGGUAAUGACAGGUUCGGAAUAUUUUACGAGGGCGAUAACAACGACCUUGUUUACAUUGAAGUUUCCAAGGAAUUUAUUGGCAUUUCUUGCUGA
Messenger RNA from Penicillium coprophilum, 1284 nucleotides. RefSeq names its product sialidase family protein. Gene Ontology annotation, cellular component: intracellular membrane-bounded organelle; cytoplasm; membrane. Lineage: Eukaryota; Fungi; Ascomycota; Eurotiomycetes; Eurotiales; Aspergillaceae. Gene Ontology annotation, molecular function: exo-alpha-sialidase activity. The transcript has a single exon. The record is from RefSeq and is a predicted model, not a curated record. Gene Ontology annotation, biological process: ganglioside catabolic process; oligosaccharide catabolic process. The coding region runs from base 1 to 1284 and encodes 427 amino acids.